Molecule: messenger RNA, 582 nt
Organism: Rotaria sp. Silwood2
Lineage: Eukaryota; Metazoa; Rotifera; Eurotatoria; Philodinida; Philodinidae
Source: the annotation of a GenBank genome assembly
AUGGAUCAUCUUAUGUCCAUUUAUUACGGUUUUUCACAAGUAUAUUCUAUCUAUAUGCCACGAUCUGAACUAUAUGAAUUAUCUGGUAUAAAAUGUUAUCGAAAAUUAAAAUAUUUCUCUGAUCGAGAUCAAUUAAUGCGUCAAUUAACGGUCCAUAUGAGAAGAACUAGUCAUAAUUUGAUCGGCUUUGAUGCAACCAGUAGCAGUGUCGAUUGCACCAAACCAAUAGAGUCUAUCAAUAAACAAGAAGCAACAAUUAUGUUUGCCCAGUUGUUGAAAGAAGUUUUUCUCGGCAUGACGGAUAUCAAUCGAUCAGAUAUGAUCGAUUAUUGUCGAACAAAUUAUGCAGAUAAUCCACGUCAACUUGAACUCAUAAAACGAGAAACAAAUUCAUCGAAUCCAGCAGCAUUGCACAAUCUAUUAGAAGCUCUCCAUGAUGAGCUUUCAAAACAUUUAAAAGCACUCAAACACUAUCAACUAUGUACGACCAUCAAACAAUCAUAUUUACCACCCGACGAUGCAUCUUUUGCUGUUUCAUACACUAAUAUUGGUUUGGUUUAUCAAAAUUUGAAAAAAAAAUGA